GGUGGUUGUCUAUGAGUGCUGUCCAGGCUACAUGAAGCUAGAAGGCAUGCAAGGAUGUCCUGCAGGUCUGUUUAUACUAGGGUGGUCCACAUCACCAGUCAUACAACCUCCGAGAUGAGGCUUCAUAGGAUUUCACGCUGUAACCACCCUAUAGCCCCUCCCUCUCCCCAUAUAGCUCCUCCCUCUCCCCAUAUACCCCCCUCCCUCUCCCCAUAUAGCCCCUCCCUCUCCCCAUAUAGCCCCUCCCUCUCCCCAUAUAGCCCCUCCCUCUCCCCAUAUAGCCCCUCCCUCUCCCCAUAUAGCUCCUCCCUCUCCCCAUAUACCCCCCCUCCCUAUCCUCAUAUAGCUCCUCCCUCUCCCCAUAUACCCCCCCUCCCUCUCCCCAUAUAGCCCCUCUCUCUCUCCAUAUAGCUCCUCCCUCUCCCCCUAUAGCUCCUCCUUCUAAUUUAGAACAUUUUGAUCCAUGCUAAGAAUUAACCUACUGCCCUGGUGGUCUGACUGUUGUCUCCUCCCUCCCUCUCUUCCUACAGUGGCUCCCAUAGCUUUUUACAUUCCAUUUUAGUCAUUUAGCAGACAUUCUUAUCCAGAGGAACUUACAGUAAUGAGUGCAUACAUUUUCAGACAUUUCUGUACUGGUCCACCGUGGGAAUCGAACCCACCACCCUGGCUUUGUAAGCACCAAGCUCUACCAACUGAGCAACACAGGACCAAUGUGUAUGGCACAUUGGGCCUGGUGAAGGCUAGGACAACCCAGGACUAACUGUCAGCCUAUAAACAUAGUAUUAAAACUAUCUUCUCCUGUCUUCUCUCUCUCUCUCUCUCUCUCUCGUCUCUCUCUCUCUCUUUCUCUCUCACUCUCUCUCUCCCUCACUCUCUCUCCUCUCUCUCUCGUCUUCUCUCCUCUCCUCUGUCUCAUCUCUCUCCAUUCUCUCUCUCUCCCCCCUCCCUCUUCUCUCUCUCCUCUCUCGUUUCUCUCUCCCUCUCUUACUCCUUUUUAUCUAUUUCUCUCUCUCCUCUCCCCUCCCCCUCCUAAUCUCCUCCUACCCCGCAUCUCCCUCAGAUCCAUCUAUCUCACAAUUAAAGGCCUCUCUACCUCUCCUGGGGUCCUGGUGUCUCACGCUCUCUCAGCCUCCUUCCUGUCUCCUCCCUCAAUCCCUCCUCUUCUCUCUCUGACUCUCUUUCUCCUCCUCACGACUCUUCUCGUCUGGUCGUCUCGUCGUCUACAUCCUUGCUCAUCGUCCUCCUCGUCACACUCGGGUUCUCCUCUGGCUCUCUCGAUCUCUGCUAGGGAGGCUCUAGACCUCUCGGUUCGAGAGGUCUCUCACUUGUUUGCCCCUCGCAACAAAGCGCCUAGGUACUAUGUGCUGACUUCUCUCGUCAUGAGUUAGGAGUCGUUAAUUUUUUCCCCUUCCCCAGGCCCAGGCCCUUUAUCAGGGGAACUGGGAAAAGGGAAAUCCCUCUGAUUCCCUUUGGGUUUUUUUUUUUUGUUUUUUUUUCCCCCCCCCCUUUCUCUCUUUUUUUUUUCCCCUCUCUUUCUCCCCCCCUUUUUCCCCCCCCUUUUUUCUCUCCUCCCCCCCCCUUUUUUCCCCUUUCCCCUUUUCCUUCCUCCCUUUCCCACCUUCCCAAUUCUCUCCAGGGCCUGGGUCCCUUUUACUUCUCUGCCUCCUCAAUCGGUCGUCUCGUCUUCUGAAAUCUCUCAGUCUCGUGUCGAACUCAGGGAGAGUCGACUAAAGUCGGAGUCUCAAAUCACUGGAUCGACGUAGGAGGAAAGUCUCUCUCUCCUCUCUCUACCUCAUCUGAGGACUGAUCUUCUCGGUCCUCUGCUACAGUCGCUCCCAUAGACCAAUGUGACUAUCCGGCACAGUGCUCCCAAGACCAUGUGUAUGGCACAUUGGGCCAGGUGAAGGCUAGGACAACACAGGAGUACUCUGACCUCUCUAAGCUGAGGGAGGAGAUCGAAGGGAAGGGAUCGUUCACUAUGUUUGCCCCUAGCAACAAAGCCUGGGACUUGCUGGACCCUGUAAGUAGACAUAACUAUAGUUAGUCAUUCUGUCAAUCAGUCAGUUAGUUAAAUAGUCAGUCAGUCAAUCAGUUAGUUAAUCAGUCAGUCAGUUAGUUAGUUAGUUAGUUAGUUAGUCAGUCAGUCAGUCAGUCAGUCAGUCAGUCAGUCAGUCAGUCAGUCAGUCAGUUAGUUAAAUAGUCAGUCAGUCAGUCAGUCAGUUAGUUAAAUAGUCAGUCAGUCAGUCAGUUAAUCAAUCAGUCAGUCAGUUAGUUAAUCAGUCAGUUAGUUAGCUAAUCAAUCAAUCAAUCAGUCAGUCAGUUGGUUAAUCAGUCAGUUAGUUAGUUAAUCAAUCAAUCAGUCAGUCAGUCAGUCAGUCAGUCAGUUAGUUAAUCAAUCAGUCAGUUAGUUAGUGAGUCAGUCAGUCAGUCAGUCAGUUAGUUAGUUAGUUAAUCAGUCAGUCAGUCAGUUAAUCAAUCAGUCAGUCAGUCAGUUAAUCAAUCAGUCAGUCAGUUAGUUAAUCAGUCAGUCAGUCAGUCAGUCAGCCAGUUAGUUAAUCAAUCAAUCAGUCAGUCAGUCAGUUAGUUAAUCAAUCAAUCAGUCAGUCAGUCAGUUAAUUAAUCAAUCAGUCAGUCAGUUAGUUAGUUAAUCAAUCAAUCAAUCAAUCAGUCAGUCAGUUAGUUAAUCAGUCAGUCAGUUAAGCCUUGUUCACAAUGGUGCUCAAAUCCAAUUUUUUUUCCCAUAUCCGAUUCGAAACAGUCUGAACACAUGGAAUCGGAUAUUUCGAACCACAUUUCAAACCACAUUCAUAGAUUCCAGAGUCAAUAUUCCAUAGGCAGCAUUGGUCACAGGAAACGAGGGGGAAGAGUCAACAAUAAGACAGUGAUCAGAGGAAGGCUCCAGGCAGAUGGAAAUGAUUCUCCAUAUGACAUUGAGAAAUAGUGCAUUGGUGGUAGUUUAAAAUAUAUUUGGAAAUAAGUUAAUAAAUAUGUAGUUCUAGGUAACCAAGAUGGUGACUACAACUAAGUUACUAAGUCUAUGACAACACUUUGUUGUUACUUUAGUGAGUAAAAACGGAUGCUUCCUGCCCUUUAAGGCCUGCAGUGUGAACAAAGCUUUAGUAUAUCAGUCAAUCAAUCAAUCAGUCAGUCAGCUCAGUUCUGUUCUGUUCAGACAGAUAGAUCUCUGCUUCCUCUCUCUAACUCUUCCUUCUUCCUCUCCAUCCCCAGGAGGUGCGUGGUGCCUUGGUGAGCAACGUGAACAUCGAGCUGUACAACGCCCUGCACUAUCACAUGGUCAACCAUCGCAUGCUAACAAAAGACCUGAAGAACGACAUGUCCAUCACCUCCAUGUAUAACAACCUAGGACUCUACAUCAACCACUACUCCAACGGGGUAUGUAUUCAACCGCUAACCCCUAGACUUAACCCCUAGCCCCCAGACUUAACCGCUAGCCCCUAGACUUAACCGCUAGCCCCUAGACUUAACCGCUAGCCCCUAGACUUAACCGCUAGCCCCUAGACUUAACCGCUAGCCCCUAGACUUAACCGCUAGCCCCUAGACUUAACCGCUAGCCCCCAGACUUAACCGCUAGCCCCCAGACUUAACCGCUAGCCCCAAGACUUAACCGCUAGCCCCCUAGACUUAACCGCUAGCCCCUAGACUUAACCGCUAGCCCCCAGACUUAACCCCUAGCCCCUAGACUUAACCGCUGGCCCCCAGACUUAACCCCUAGCCCCUAGACUUAACCGUUAGCCCCUAGACUUAACCGCUAGCCCCUAGACUUAACCGCUAGCCCCUAGACUUAACCGCUAGCCCCUAGACUUAACCGCUAGCCCCUAGACUUAACCGCUAGCCCCCAGACUUAACCGCUAGCCCCUAGACUUAACCGCUAGCCCCUAGACUUAACCGCUAGCCCCCAGACAACCCCUAGCCCCUAGACUUAACCGCUAGCCCCUAGACUUAACCGCUAGCCCCUAGACUUAACCGCUAGCCCCCAGACUUAACCGCUAGCCCCCAGACUUAACCGCUAGCCCCUAGACUUAACCGCUAGCCCCCUAGACUUAACCGCUAGCCCCUAGACUUAACCGCUAGCCCCCAGACUUAACCCCUAGCCCCUAGACUUAACCGCUGGCCCCCAGACUUAACCCCUAGCCCCUAGACUUAACCGUUAGCCCCUAGACUUAACCGCUAGCCCCUAGACUUAACCGCUAGCCCCUAGACUUAACCGCUAGCCCCUAGACUUAACCGCUAGCCCCUAGACUUAACCGCUAGCCCCCAGACUUAACCGCUAGCCCCUAGACUUAACCGCUAGCCCCUAGACUUAACCGCUAGCCCCCAGACAACCCCUAGCCCCUAGACUUAACCGCUAGCCCCUAGACUUAACCCCUAGCCCCUACCCCUGGACCCCUAGUCCCCUAGCCCCAAAACCUAGCUAGAACCUACUCCUAGACCCCUAGCCCCUACCCCUAGUCCCCUAGCCCCUACCCCUAGUCCCCUAGCCCCUACCCCUAGUCCCCUAGGCCCAACCCCUAGCUAGCCCCUACCCCUAGUCCCCUAGCCCCUACCCCUAGUCCCCCUAGCCCCAACCCCUAGUCCCCUAGCCCUACCCCUAGUCCCUAGCCCCUACCCCUAGUCCCCUAGCCCCUACCCCUAGUCCCCUAGCCCCAACCCCUAGUCCCCUAGCCCCUACCCCUAGUCCCCUAGCCCCAACCCCUAGUCCCCUAGCCCCAACCCCUAGUCCCCUAGCCCCUACCCCUAGUCCCCUAGCCCCUACCCCUAGUCCCCUAGCCCCAACCCCUAGUCCCCUAGCCCCAACCCCUAGUCCCCUAGCCCCUACCCCUAGUCCCCUAGCCCCUACCCCUAGCUAGCCCCUACCCCUAGUUCCCCUAGCCCCUACCCCUAGUCCCCUAGCCCCUACCCCUAGUCCCCUAGCCCCUACCCCUAGUCCCCUAGGCCCAACCCCUAGCUAGCCCCUACCCCUAGUCCCCUAGCCCCUACCCCUAGUCCCCUAGCCCCAACCCCUAGUCCCCUAGCCCCUACCCCUAGUCCCCUAGCCCCUACCCCUAGUCCCCUAGCCCCUACCCCUAGUCCCUAGCCCCAACCCCUAGUCCCCUAGCCCCUACCCCUAGUCCCCUAGCCCCAACCCCUAGUCCCCUAGCCCAACCCCUAGUCCCCUAGCCCCUACCCCUAGUCCCCUAGCCCCUACCCCUAGUCCCCUAGCCCCAACCCCUAGUCCCCUAGCCCCAACCCCUAGUCCCCUAGCCCCUACCCCUAGUCCCCUAGCCCCAACCCCUAGUCCCCUAGCCCCUACCCCUAGUCCCCUAGCCCCUACCCCUAGUCCCCUAGCCCCAACCCCUAGUCCCCUAGCCCCUACCCCUAGUCCCCUAGCCCCUACCCCUAGCUAGCCCCUACCCCUAGUCCCCUAGCCCCUACCCCUAGUCCCCUAGCCCCUACCCCUAGUCCCCUAGCCCCUACCCCUAGUCCCCUAGCCCCAACCCCUAGUCCCCUAGCCCUACCCCUAGUCCCCUAGCCCUACCCCUAGUCCCCUAGCCCCAACCCCUAGUCCCCUAGCCCCUACCCCUAGUCCCCUAGCCCCUACCCCUAGUCCCCUAGCCCCUACCCCUAGUCCCCUAGCCCCUACCCCCUAGUCCCCUAGCCCCUACCCCCUAGUCCCCUAGCCCCUACCCCUAGUCCCCUAGCCCCUACCCCUAGUCCCCUAGCCCCAACCCCUAGUCCCCUAGCCCCUACCCUUAGCCCAACUAGAACUCCUCUCCAGGAACAGGGUUGGGCAGUGCUGCCCUAGACCCUAGACCACAAAAUGUCUAUCACCUCCAUGUACAUCAACCUUAGAAUCAACGGGAUACGUGCCUGUCUGGUCCAUAAUUAAACCCUAGCCCCUAGACUUCUAAUGGGAUAUGUGCCUGUCUGGUCCAUAAUUAAACCCUAGCCCCUAGACUUCUAAUGGGAUAUGUGCCUGUCUGGUCCAUAAUUAAACCCUAGCCCCUAGACUUCUAAUGGGAUAUGUGCCUGUCUGGUCCAUAAUUAAACCCUAGCCCCUAGACUUCUAAUGGGAUAUGUGCCUGUCUGGUCCAAAAUUAAACCCUAGCCCCUAGACUUCUAACGGGUUAUGUGCCUGUCUGGUCCAUAAUUAAAUGCCAGCCCUUAGACUUCUCUCAUAGACCCCAUCAGUAAAUGAGAAUGUGUUCUCAGUCAAAAUAAAUAUAUCAGACCAUACAAGAUUGAAUAUGUCACGAUCGUCAGGGAGAGAAGUAGACCAAUGCGCAGCGUGAUGAAUGAACAUGUUACUUUAUUAUAUUAAAGCACGAACAAAAACAAUAAACGACUCGUGAAGUCCACGGUGACAAUGACCGAACACGGAACAAGAACCCACAAACACAAAAGGAAAACAGACAGUAUAAAUAUGGCUCCCAAUUAAGAGACAACCAGCCAACAGCUGACACUCGUUGCCUCUGAUUGGGAGUCACUCAGGCCAACAUAGAAAUACACAACCUAGAACACCCAACAUAGAAACAGAACACAUAGAAUGAACACACCCUGGCUCAACAUAAAGAGUCCCAGAGCCAGGGUGUGACAGUACCCCCCCCCUAAAGGCGCGGACUGCGACCGCGCCUCAAUAAGAGCAAAACAGGGGAGGGCUGGGUGGGCAUACCUCCUCGGCGGCGGUUCUGGCUCCGGCCUUGCCCACCACCCUCCAAUAAUCCCCCCAUAGCGCCCCUGGUCCGGUCUGGCCCCGCUGGCUGGAGCUGACCUGAACGUAGCAGGAACGGCUAGCUUCAGCUCCGUUGUGGAGCAGUUGAGCGGUACCUGAUUUGGCACCGAUGACCCAGGCACGGGUUGUGCCGGACUGACGACGCGCACCCCUGGCUUGGUGCGUGAGGCAGGACCGGACCGGGCUGACGAUGCGCACCCCUGGCUUGGUGCGUGGAGCAGCAACGGGCCGGACCGGGCUGACGAUACGCACCCCUGGCUUGGUGCGUGGAGCCGGAACGGGCCUCACCGGACUGACAACUCGCACCCCUGGCUUGGUGCGUGGAGCAGCAACGGGCCGGACCGGGCUGACGAUGCGCACCCCUGGCUUGGUGCGUGGAGCCGGAACGGGCUUUACCGGGCUGACGACUCGCACCCCUGGCUUGGUGUGAGUAGCAGGAACGGGCUGGACCAGGCUGACGACUCGCACCCCUGGCUUGGUGCGAGUAGCAGGAACGUUCUGGACCAGGCUGACGAUUCGCACCCCUGGCUUGGUGCGAGUGACAGGAACAGGCCGGGCCGGGCUGGCGACUCGCACCCCUGGCUUGGUGCGAGUGGUAGGAACAGGCCGGGCCGGGCUGGCGACGCACACCGUAGGCAUGGUGUGAGUGGCAGGAACAGGCCGGGCCGGGCUGGCGACUUACACCGUAGGCUUGGUGCGAGUGGCAGGAACAGGCCGGACCGGGCUGACGAUGCGCACCCCUGGCUUUGUGCGUGGAGCCGGAACGGGCUUUACCGGGCUGACGACUCGCACCCCUGGCUUGGUGCGAGUAGCAGGAACGGGCUGGACCAGGCUGACGACUCGCAUCCCUGGCUUGGUGCGAGUAGCAGGAACGUUCUGGACCAGGCUGACGAUUCGCACCCCUGGCUUGGUGCGAGUGGUAGGAACAGGCCGGGCCGGGCUGGCGACGCACACCGUAGGCUUGGUGCGAGGGGCAGGAACAGGCCGGGCCGGGCUGGUGACGCACACCGUAGGCUUGGUGCGAGUGGCAGGAACAGGCCGGGCCGGGCUGGCGACGCGCACCGUAUACUUGGUGCGAGUGGCAGGAACAGGCCGGGCCGGGCUGGCGACGCGCACCGUAGACUUGGUGCGUGGAGUAGGGACAGGCCGGGCCGGGCUGGCGACGCAACCCCGUAGGCUUGGUGCGUGGAGCAGGAACAGGCCGGGCUGGGCUGGCGACGCACCCCGUAGGCUUGGUGCGUGGAGCAGGGACAGGCCGGGCUGGGCUGGCGACGCACCCCGUAGGCUUGGUGCGUGGAGCAGGGACAGGCUGGGCUGGCGACGCACACCGUAGGCUUGGUGCGUGGAGCAGGGACAGGCCGGAUGGGCUGGCGACGCACACCGUAGGCUUGGUGCGUGGAGCAGAACAGGCCGGGCUGGGCUGGCGACGCACCCCGUAGGCUUGGUGCGUGGAGCAGGGACAGGCCGGGCUGGGCUGGCGACGCACCCGUAGGCUUGGUGCGUGGAGCAGGGACAGGCCGGGCGGGGCUGGCGACGCACCCCGUAGGCUUGGUGCGUGGAGCAGGGACAGGCCGGACCUGGCUGGCGACGCACACCGUAGGCUUGGUUGCGAGAGGCAGGAACAGGCCGGACCGGGCUGGCGACGCGCUCCGUCCCAUUGGUGCGAGGGACCGUAACAGGCCGGACCGUACUGGGGACACACACCACUGGCUCUACCCCGGGAUCUGGAACGGGCCGGACCGGACUGGUAACACAUCCCAGUACCUCUCGCCGUGCCUCUAAACCUUCCUUUCCUUCCUUUACCAGUGACCCCCCCGUAACCUGGUGGCCUUUGAAUACGCCCCUUUUUCUGCCUCCGUCAGCCCCGUCGUCCAUGCCCUGUGCCCCCCCCUAAAAAUUAUUUGGGGUUGCCUCUCGACCGUCCGACGACGACCCUGAUCACGCCGUUGCUCCUCUCUCCGUCGCCUCUCUACAGUCUCACUCCAUGGCCGGCGAUCCAUCUCGGCCAGGAUUUCCUCCCAGGUCCAGGACCCCUGUCCGUCCAAAAUCUGCUCCCACGUCCAGGCUGCCUGCUCCUGGACACGCUGCUUGGUCCUGGUAUGGUGGGUUCUUCUGUCACGAUCGUCAGGGAGAGAAGUAGACCAAUGCGCAGCGUGAUGAAUGAACAUGUUACUUUAUUAAUUAAAGCACGAACAAAAACAAUAAACGACUCGUGAAGUCCACGGUGACAAUGACCGAACACGGAACAAGAACCCACAAACACAAAGGGAAAACAGACAGUUUAAAUAUGGCUCCCAAUCAGAGACAACCAGCCAACAGCUGACACUCGUUGCCUCUGAUUGGGAGUCACUCAGGCCAACAUAGACAUACACAACCUAGAAUUCCCAACAUAGAAACAGAACACAUAGAAUGAACACACCCUGGCUCAACAUAUAGAGUCCCAGAGCCAGGGUGUGACAGAAUAGUGUAGACAAUAUGGUAGAAACUCCACCUGGCUUAAUCUACAGUAUGUAGAUGUUCAAUGUACCUCUUCUAAAAACCAAGUAUUCGAUACACUGCCGAUUUUGGAGGUUUUCCUGCUUACAAAGCAUGUAGAGGUCUGUAAUUUUUUUAUCAUAGGUACACUUCAACUGUGAGAGACGGAAUCUAAAACAAAAAUCCAGAAAAUCACAUUGUAUGAUUUUUAAGUAAUUAAUUUGCAUUGACAUAAGUAUUUGAUCACCUACCAACCAGUAAGAAUUCUCUCACAGACCUGUUAGUUUUUCUUUAAGAAGCCCUCCUGUUCUCCACUCAUUACCUGUAUUAACUGCACCUGUUUGAACUCGUUACCUGUAUAAAAGACACCUGUCCACAGACUCAAUCAAACAGAUUCCAACCUCUCCAUAAUGGCCAAGACCAGAGAGCUGUGUAAGGACAUUGUAGAAUUGUAGACCUGCACAAGGCUGGGAUGGGCUACAGGACAAUAUGCAAGCAGCUUGGUGAGAAGGCAACAACUGUUGGCGCAAUUAUUAGAAAAUGGAAGAAGUUCAAGAUGACGGUCAAUCACCCUCGGUCUGGGGCUCCAUGCAAGAUCUCACCUCGUGGGGCAUCAAUGAUCAUGAGGAAGGUGAGGGAUCAGCCCAGAACUACAUUGCAGGACCUGGUCAAUGACCUGAAGAGAGCUGGGACCACAGUCUCAAAGAAAACCAUUAGUAACAAACUACGCCGUCAUGGAUUUAAAUCCUGCAGCACAUGCAAGGUCCCCCUGCUCAAGCCAGCGCAUGUCCAGGCCCGUCUGAAGUUUGCCAAUGACCAUCUGGAUGAUCCAGAGGAGGAAUGGGAGAAGGUCAUGUGGUCUGAUGAGACAAAAAUAGAGCUUUUUGGUCUAAACUCCACUCGCCGUGUUUGGAGGAAGAAGAAGGAUGAGUACAACCCCAAGAACACAAUCCCAACCGUGAAGCAUGGAGGUGGAAACAUCAUUCUUUGGGGAUGCUUUUCUGCAAAGGGGACAGGACGACUGCACCGUAAUGAGGGGAGGAUGGAUGGGGCCAUGUAUCGCGAGAUCUUGGCCAACAACCUCCUUCCCUCAGUAAGAGCAUUGAAGAUGGGUCGUGGCUGGGUCUUCCAGCAUGACAACGACCCGAAACACACAGCCAGGGCAACUAAGGAGUGGCUCCGUAAGAAGCAUCUCAAGGUCCUGGAGUGGCCUAGCCAGUCUCCAGACCUGAACCCAAUAGAAAAUCUUUGGAGGGAGCUGAAAGUCCGUAUUGCCCAGCGACAGCCCCGAAACCUGAAGGAUCUGGAGAAGGUCUGUAUGGAGGAGUGGGCCAAAAUCCCUGCUGUAGUGUGUGCAAACCUGGUCAAGACCUACAGGAAACGUAUGAUCUCUGUAAUUGCAAACAAAGGUUUCUGUACCAAAUACUAAGUUCUGCUUUUCUGAUGUAUCAAAUACUUAUGUCAUGCAAUAAAAUGCAAAUUAAUUACUUAAAAAUCAUACAAUGUGAUUUUCUGGAUUUUUGUUUUAGAUUCCAUACAGACCUCUACAUUCUUUGUAAGUAGGAAAACCUGCAAAAUCGGCAGUGUAUCAAAUACUUGUUCUCCCCACUGUAUAUAUAUACAGUACCAGUCAAAAGUUUGGAAAGCUGUCAUCAAGGUAAAGGGUGGCUACUUUGAAGAAUCUCAAAUAUAAUAUAUAUUUUGAUUUGUUUAACACUUUUUUGGUUACUACAUGAUUCCAUAUGUGUUAUUUCAUAGUUUUGAUGUCUUCACUAUUAUUCUACAAUGUAGAAAAUAGUAAAAAUAAAGAAAAACCCUUGAAUGAGUAGGUGUGUCCAAAUUUUGACUGGUACUGUAUAUAUUUUUGCAAUUCGUAUGAUAUGUUAUGAACCCAACUCGCAACAUAUCAUACAAACUUGGUGUGCUUAAGAUCCUGUAGUGCAUUUUUAAGUGGACAAAAAAAGGAUUCUAUUCACUUAAACCAAUCGAUAAAUUAACCAAUCGCUCUCCCUUUGUAGAUCGUCACGGUGAACUGUGCCAGGAUUAUCCAUGGUAACCAGGUGGCUACCAAUGGAGUGGUUCAUGUCAUCGACCGUGUCAUCACUGCCGUGGGCAACACCAUCCAGGAUGCCAUGGAAGUUGAUGACAACCUCUCCUCCUUCAGCGUACGUACC
Coregonus sp. 'balchen' is the source of this 11379-nucleotide messenger RNA. NCBI's taxonomy places the organism in Eukaryota, Metazoa, Chordata, Actinopteri, Salmoniformes, Salmonidae. The record is from the annotation of a GenBank genome assembly.